AUGGGGCAGAAUUUCUAUUUGGUAGCCCCGCGAGCGCAGAGGGCCUUACCUUGGGGAGGCAAGCUUGGAGAAAUACUCUUUGAUGGCUCAGCAGAGGUGCUCGUUCGUCUUCUCGCCGUCCCAGUUCGCCCAAAUACCGCCUCAGAGGCCGUCACGUGUGACGCACCCAAGGCUAUUGACACGAGCAAGAGCACAAAGAGAAAAGUUGAGCCGGAAGUGCUGGACGACUCGCGAGCCGUCAAGCAGGCAAAAACCGGGAGCAGCAAGAACAAGACGGAUACUCACCGUUCCGCCACUUUUUCCAACCUUCCUUGCGAAGUACAUCAACUCAUCUUUGACCAUAUCGAAUAUAUUGAAGAUGUCAUUUGCCUAGGCGUGACGAAUCGAUAUUUCUGGGCCCUCAGUCGACAACACUUCCAUGACCACUACGCCUCGUCCAGAGGGCUAUGGGCAGGAGAGAAUAUAGUCUGCGUUGGAGAAAAUGUUGAACCAGGCGAUUACCCUCCUGGACUGUUCUCAGAAGAAGAGCUGGAUGAACUUCGCGAGAGGACUACCGACAUGCCAUCAUACGACGAGUACAAUCCUGAUGAAGUGGCGCAUCCCGCAGAACCGUUCACGUUGUAUCAUUUCACUUUUCCCAGCAUUUCCGACAUGGACAGAGACAUCGAUGCAAAGUCAGAAUCCUACCGUACACUCCUCAACUGCAGAGGGCGAGGCAGCCAGGAGGACCCGGUAUUUCGGCAGAAAUGGGGUGACUUGGUCUUCGAGGAGUCGACCUAUUUUCCCCAAGACCAGCCUUGGAUCCUUCGGAACCUCACCACAAAGGAGUUUGUGCGCUCGGAGGCGAUUGCCCUAAAACCCGAAUACAUCCACGGUCCCAACAUUGACCUUUUGGGCUUUGGCGAAGUCAUCAUGUCACGCAUUUCUUGGUCAUCGUCUUCAUCCAUCAGCAUGAACGAUCCAUGCAAUAUUUCUAGGGGAGUGUGGGCGGGCCAUUGCUUCGACAUCACAACACUUGCAAAACACAGACACGAAGACAAGGGCAGGGAGUGGACAGAUGCAAGCGAGGAGGUCGCCAAUGAGAUUGCGUCCAUCUGGGAGAGCGAUUAUGGACCCGAUUGGCGCGAGGAAGUGUGCAGUCGCUGGCAUAAUAGGUGGAUUUGGUACUAG
Trichoderma virens Gv29-8 is the source of this 1170-nucleotide messenger RNA. RefSeq lists its product as uncharacterized. The transcript has a single exon. Bases 1 to 1170 code for a protein of 389 amino acids. The record is from RefSeq and is a predicted model, not a curated record. Lineage: Eukaryota; Fungi; Ascomycota; Sordariomycetes; Hypocreales; Hypocreaceae.